Vanrija pseudolonga is the source of this 508-nucleotide messenger RNA. RefSeq lists its product as uncharacterized. The record is from RefSeq and is a predicted model, not a curated record. The transcript is spliced from 2 exons. Lineage: Eukaryota; Fungi; Basidiomycota; Tremellomycetes; Trichosporonales; Trichosporonaceae. Bases 12 to 344 code for a protein of 110 amino acids.
CCUACCUCGUCAUGUCGGAGCAGGCACCAGAAGGCAAGCAGCAGCAGCAGCUCGCGAUCGAAAACAAGGCCGCUCAGGAGUCGGAAACGGGCGUCCACUCGCUCGACCUCGGCAACAACACGGUGGUCAAGCUCGACAACCUGGGGCCGAUGAUCGUGAACACUGAUGGGACGCUCUCGCGUAUCGCCAACUGGCACGAGCUGAGCGACAUUGAACGGGAACGCACCGUCCGCCUGCUAGUCAAGAAGCGCAACCUCGUCCGCCUGAGCCAGCAGGACAAGGAGCAGGGUGGUGUGGCAGAAGAGGACAAGCUCAGUGCGCUCAAGGCGGCCGAGUCGAGCUAGGCGGCGCGCCGAGCUCGCCCAGCUGCCUAGCUGCCCACCCUAGAGCCUGCCGCCACGCACGCGAGCAGUGAGCUGGCCCAAGCGCACACCCCCUUGCACGUCGCCGUCGUUGCGCUGUUCACCUUAUCCUGUACCCAAUUACCACAUUAUGCAUUGAGCUCUCG